AGGACGCCGUCCACUUGCUGCUCUGAAUGCUCCUUGCCCAUAGGAGUAACUUGCCCCUCAGCUUGGACAAGGGUGGAGGCUUGAAACCAAAGCGCACACUGGGUACAGAAAAAAGCCAAAUUUGGCUGAAGGGCACGGAGAUAAGCUCAGAGAGGAAUGACUGGAUGUGGGGCCCCCAGGCAAGACUAGCCAGCCACCCGUACUUUAUCAGAUUAAACCACAGGUUCUGUUAUGGGGCGACUUGAUGGGAAGGUCAUCGUUCUGACAGCGGCUGCUCAGGGGAUCGGCCAGGCAGCUGCCUUAGCUUUUGCAAGAGAAGGUGCCAAAGUCAUAGCCACAGAUAUCAAUGAGUCCAAACUUCAGGAGCUGGAAAAAUACCCGGGUAUUCAAACCCGGGUUCUUGAUGUCACAAAGAAGAAACAAAUUGAUCAGUUCGCCAAUGACGUUGAGAGACUUGACGUUCUCUUUAAUGUUGCUGGGAAACUUGGUGAGAUUUUGGACAGAAUUUUGAUUACAAGUAAGGUUCAGCAAGUGAGACAGCCAUGGAUGUUGGUGUGGACGUGGGGCCUCAAGGCGGAUGAAGCCACUCGAGGCAGCCGCUUUGUCCAUCACGGGACCAUCCUGGACUGUGAGGAGAAGGAUUGGGACUUCUCAAUGAAUCUCAACGUCCGCAGCAUGUACCUGAUGAUCAAGGCGUUUCUUCCUAAAAUGCUAGCCCAGAAAUCUGGCAACAUUAUCAACAUGUCCUCUGUGGCUUCCAGCAUCAAAGGAGUUGUGAACAGGUGUGUGUACAGCACAACCAAGGCAGCUGUGAUUGGCCUCACGAAGUCCGUGGCCGCAGACUUCAUCCAGCAGGGUAUCCGCUGUAACUGUGUGUGUCCAGGAACAGUUGAUACCCCAUCUCUGCAAGAAAGAAUACAAGCCAGACCAAAUCCUGAAGAGGCACUGAGCGAUUUCCUGAAGAGACAGAAAACAGGAAGAUUUGCAACCGCAGAAGAAAUAGCCCUGCUCUGCGUGUACUUGGCCUCUGAUGAAUCUGCCUACGUAACAGGCAAUCCUGUCAUCAUUGAUGGAGGCUGGAGCUUGUGACUGCAGGCUCUCCUUGCUGGGAAGGCAGGCCCUUCCUGUCCACGGUGAAGAAAACUCCCCCAGCCUCUCUUCCUAGUAAUGGCAUAUUCGUGAAAACAAAACCUUUUUGAUGAUGUCAUUAUUCACAAGAGUGUGAUUCUUUAAAUAUAUUCAUUUCUUUCUAAUCUCUUCUGAAAUCAUAGGAGAUAGGUGAGAUAAUGAGCUCGCUGCAAAAAGAAUAGUUUUUAAAAUAAAUCUCAAUUUGUAAGCAAUAUAUAAUUAAAAUAUGACUAUGAAGCAAAGGUUUUUAAAGACAUUCAUCUCUAUUUUAUUUCCGUUUCCCAACAUUCACAUAUUUUUGUACAAUUCUACACCUGUACGUGGAUACUGGUUUUAACAUUUGGCACCAUUAUAAAUGAACACCAAAGGUAAGGAGUUUGGCUUCAGUAACUUACACUUAAAGGAGUUUAGGUUCAGAACUAUAUACUGUUGAUCUGUUAUGUAAAAGGAAAAUAAUCAUCAGGUGUUUAUACUUCAUGGAUGUCAUCUCUUAUGAUUAAGUACUUUUUUAGUUUAAAAAAUCUUUAUCAAAAUAAGCAAUAUUUGACAUGGGCAUAAGAAACAUGUAGUAAACUGACUUGCAGUAUUGUCAGCUUGAGGGGUCUUUUCAGUUUAAGCAUAGAUUUCCUCCCCAAAUUCCAAGAUACCAGACAAGAGAACAUGAAAUCUAGAAAUAGUCUCUGGAUGAAUAAAUAUAAAUGAACCAUAUGACAGGAAACCAAUUAAGAAAAUAGAAGUUCAAUAAAAAAUUUAAAUUCAUGGAAGAUAAUUCCAUAACAGAUCACUAGGGAGAAGUUUUAUCUUGUUUUUUUAGUUUUAUGGUAUUAUGUUUGUUUUUUAUUUGUUGUCACCUCAAAAGACCAAAUAGUAUGAUAAAUAUAGAUACUUGGUAAGAGUAAAGAUCCUUAAUCUUUUCUCUUAGAACUGUAAUUAGUAUUAACAAGGACAAUUUUGAAGAGGACAAUGAAAGGUUAAUGUUUUAUGUAUGAGAAAGAACAUGCAGGUGAUGAAGGUGAGUUAAAACUGACAACAAAGGAUAUUUUGACUAGCAUUGCUGAAGAGUCCAUUGAUUAUAAAUUCGCUCUAGGGUUCUGGACCUGGUGUUCCACUACUGGAUCACACAUAGCUUGGCUUUUGACCUAGACUCCAAGGCAUGCACUUUGUCUUGGAUUUUAGCUUUUUGCUUUGUAAAAUCUGGGAGUUGGGCUGAAUGGCUUGGGUUCCUUUUGAUGUAGGAUAGUCAAAAUGCUGUAACUUCUUAUCAAGUGAAGCAAUGGAACAUUGAAGCUUUUAAGUAUGUCACGAAGUACUUUAUGCUGUAAGUAUGUAAUGUAUAUGUAAAGCUAUGAACAGAUGAGUUCUAAAUAAACACAUCAUGAAUACUGCAAAA
Molecule: messenger RNA, 2518 nt
Organism: Vicugna pacos (alpaca)
Lineage: Eukaryota; Metazoa; Chordata; Mammalia; Artiodactyla; Camelidae
Source: RefSeq, a predicted model, not a curated record